GCUACUUGAGAGAUGAAACAGUCAUAAAACUUGUUUCUCUUUGGUGUUAUCUUAACACUUGUCUUGAUCCGAGUUCUUGCAAAGAAGAGAUGGAGAAGAUGGAAGAUGGAGGAAUCUUGACAUAUAAUGGUAGAUAUGUUAUGUAUAACGUACUCGGUAACAUUUUCGAGCUGUCUUCAAAAUACAUUCCUCCUAUUCAACCCGUUGGUCGAGGUGCCUAUGGUAUUGUCUGUUGUGCCACAAACUCAGAGACAAACGAAGAAGUUGCUAUAAAGAAGAUAGCAAACGCGUUUGACAACAGAAUUGAUGCUAAAAGAACUCUACGAGAGAUCAAACUCCUUUGCCACAUGGAUCACGAUAAUGUAAUCAAAAUGAAAGAUAUAAUCGAGCCACCAGAGAAGGAGAGGUUCGAGGAUGUGUAUAUUGUUUAUGAAUUGCUGGAUACUGAUUUGCACCAGAUCAUAAAAUCCACUCAAAUCCUAACCGAAGACCAUUGUCAGUACUUCCUUUACCAAAUUUUGAGAGGCCUGAAGUACAUACACUCUGCAAAUGUGCUUCACCGCGACCUGAAGCCUAGCAACUUGGUUCUAAAUUCAAAUUGUGAUCUUAAAAUCUGUGAUUUCGGGCUUGCAAGAACAUCAACGGAGACAGACAUAAUGACGGAAUAUGUUGUGACAAGAUGGUACCGUGCACCCGAAUUGCUUCUCAACUGCUCCGAGUACACUGGAGCUAUUGAUAUUUGGUCUGUUGGUUGCAUUUUCAUGGAGAUACUCAGAAGAGAAACGCUUUUCCCCGGAAAAGAUUAUGUUCAACAGCUGAAACUUAUCACUGAGCUAUUAGGUUCACCAGAUGACUCUGAUCUUGACUUCUUGAGAAGCGACAACGCGCGGAAGUACGUAAAACAACUCCCACAUAUUCAAAAACAAUCAUUCAGAGAAAAAUUCCCAAACAUUCCUCCAAUGGCUUUAGAUCUUGCUGAAAAGAUGCUUGUUUUCGAUCCUUCCAAACGCAUCACAGGAGGCAUUGAAGCAGCCGUACUUGGCAAGUCUUCAUGAGAUCAAUGAAGAACCGACGUGUCCUUCUCCUUUCAGCUUCGACUUUGAGGAGACAACCUUGGAUGAACAAGACAUCAAAGAACUUGUCUGGAGAGAGUCUUUACACUUCAAAAAUAAGUAAUCUCCCAAAUUCUCACUCUCCCCCUUCCCCCACAGUUUAAGACACUUGGAAGCUAGACAAUGUUAUUGUAAAUUGUGGGAAUAUAUAUAAGCCAGUAUUCUAGUGUGUGUGCGUUUUGUUUGAUAAUGUGUGUCAGUGUGUGCAAUCCGAAGAAUGUUACAAGUUUUUAUAUGUAAGAUACAUGUAAUAACACGAUAAAAACAUGGAUUCUAAAAUUUGG
Molecule: messenger RNA, 1396 nt
Organism: Eutrema salsugineum
Lineage: Eukaryota; Viridiplantae; Streptophyta; Magnoliopsida; Brassicales; Brassicaceae
Product: mitogen-activated protein kinase 13
Exons: 6
Coding region: 90-1055 (321 amino acids)
Biological process (GO): protein phosphorylation; intracellular signal transduction
Cellular component (GO): cytoplasm; nucleus
Molecular function (GO): ATP binding; MAP kinase activity
Source: RefSeq, a predicted model, not a curated record